Molecule: messenger RNA, 759 nt
Organism: Meyerozyma guilliermondii ATCC 6260
Lineage: Eukaryota; Fungi; Ascomycota; Pichiomycetes; Serinales; Debaryomycetaceae
Product: SDR family oxidoreductase
Exons: 1
Coding region: 1-759 (252 amino acids)
Molecular function (GO): oxidoreductase activity, acting on the CH-OH group of donors, NAD or NADP as acceptor
Source: RefSeq, a predicted model, not a curated record
AUGGCAAAACAAGUCUACUUUAUCGCUGGUGCUUCUCGUGGAAUUGGUCUUAACUUGGCUACUUACUUAAGUAAGAAACCAGAUAAUGUGGUAAUUGCAACCGCUAGAAAUCCUUCUACUGCCUCUGAAUUGAAGGAAUUGAGCCAAAAGGCUGAAAAUGUUCACGUUAUGACUUUGGACUUGAACGAUGAAAAGACAUUCGAAACCGCCAAAGCUGAGGUGUUGAAAGUUUCGGACUCAAUUGAUGUGUUCAUUUGCAACGCAGGUAUAUGUGAUGCUCAUACCCCAAUUGUAAAAACUCCCAAGGAAAAGUUCCUCACUCACUAUAUCACCAACUCUCUUGGGCCAAUUCUUUUGUUCCAGGCUUUUUACGAAUUGGUGAAGAAAAGUUCCCAGAAAAAGGUGGUUUUCGUCUCAAGUGUUUCUGGAACUGUGAGCGAGUUUCCCCAAUACAGUAGCUCUGCCUACGGUCAAUCCAAGGCUGCACUUAACCACAGUGUUAGACAACUUGGGCGUGAACUUGCAGAAGAGGAGUUUACUGUAGUUUCCGUCAACCCAGGGUUGGUCGGUACCGAAAUGGUAAUUAAUGCCAAGGACGAAUUUUUAGCCAGUAACCCACACUUGGCAUCAGGUUUUGGUCCUGGGAAAUGGCUUACCCCAGAGGAAAGUGCUGAAAAGGUGGGUAUUGUAAUUGAAAAGCUCAAGAAGGAAGACUCAAACAAGUUCUGGAACUACGAUGGUACUGAGGUGCCGUGGUAA